AUGGAGGUGGGUGAUAAUCUAUAUCAGGCACUUCUGCACCUCCGACAAGACAUCACCAAACAGAAACGUACCCUUUGGAUCGACGCCCUCUGUAUUGACCAGGCAAAUCUUCAAGAGCGAGGCGAGCAAGUGAAGCUGAUGGGAGCGAUCUUUAAGCAAGCCAAGCUUGUGAUUGGCUGGCUCGGGGCUGCAAGUGAAACUACUGAUCUAGCUUUUGACUCUAUUGAAGAAAUCUGUUUUGCUUUGAAGGCUAAGACGUGGGAGUAUUUAACCCAGCAUUGUCAGAUGUCACCUGAGGACAUUACUGAAAAGAACAUGGACCAGAUACUAUUCCCAAGAACUAGAGACUCCAGCAGGCAGCGAAUCUUUCAUAAGGGUCCUCUCAUGGUUUCAGAUAGUGAUCAAAACCGAUACCAUAUGGGGAUACUGCUGCGCUUCACCAAAGGCAAUGUAUAUGAUGGAGCCAUGCCGUCAUCGACGCACGUAGAAACGAUUUGGACUACUGGAGGUGCUCUGGCAAAGGCCAUUCUUUCGCACGACCAUUCAUUCUCAGACUCGAUGGAAUACUCUGACCGACUCAAGGCGCUGCGCGCAGUAUUCAGGCGAAGCUUUUGGAAAAGGCUAUGGAUACACAAUGAGAUGCAGACCGCUUCGAAGCUUCAUUUGAUGUGUGGUCGCAGAUACUUGCCCAUCGAGUGGUUAUGGCCAUUACUCCUAGACCGUGUGGCGCACUGGGGCCGCGACAUUGCUUCGAAUUCUCUUCUUGGCAUGAGCAAGCAAUUCACCGAGCCAAUCUGCCAUGCGAUAAAUCCUGGACUCGAAGCUUUGAGAGCACAUAACAUGCCGAGGUUACCGAUAUUAGGUCAACAAUUGAUUCGUUCAUCCGGCAAGCUCUGCACAGAUCCUCGUGAUUACGUGUUUGCAAAUAUCAGUACAUCGAGACCUAUUGAUAUAAAGGUGGAUUAUGCGAAAGAUACACGUGUCGUUUACAUUAAUGCCACACGAGCAAUCAUAAGCCAGCAGCAGAGUAUAAGCAUCAUUGGCCUCAGCUCCACCAAAGCCGUCAACAAAGACAUGGCAGAAACUCGUCUCAGUCUUCCCUCUUGGGUACCACACUUCGAGGAGGCUCUGGACGAACCUAGACUGUACUCCUCAUACGACAUAGCUCAGCAGCUCUACAGUGCCGGCGGCCCGUUGCAUACCUCUGUAAAUGCAAAUUGUGACGAUUCCCACGAUCGUCUUUUUGUCAGUGGCACAUUUCUUGGGGAGAUCCAAGCGUUACAACAGCUUGGCGAUCUUCCCAUGGAGCAUCCCAUCUUAGCAAUUGGAAUAGUCUGUGCACUCCAGAAACCUCAACAGACAGAAGAGACCGAAUCACAAGCUAUAUCGAACGACGAGUUCUUUCAGAGGGUAAAGACGCUCUUUGCAGACCAAUUCCCAGACAGCGCCCACUAUGGCCGCCGAAUCUCACAAAACAAGAGUGCUUAUGAAACCUUCGAAAGGGCUUCGAAAUCAAUCAUUAAGGCAUUCCUGGAAGAUGCCCCUAAGGAGAAUAGUCUAAAUCCUACUUUCCCCGGCCUGCCUGGUGCAUUCGGUACGCAUCUGAUGCUCACGGCGAACAACAAAGCCUUUUGCAUCACUAACCGCAAUAUGUUCGCUCUUGCGGACUCCGGAACUGAGAUAGGUGAUCGCGUUUUCGUCGCGAGGGGCUCAUAUCAUCCUUUCAUCGUUCGUCCAGCGAUGGGAGUUGAGCUAUCAGACGACGUGAGUUUUGGGGAAAAGGCCAAUGAUUCCAACGAUAGCGGUACAGAACUUUAUGAGCUUGUGAGUAGCGCGUACGUGCACGGUAUCAUGGAUGGAGAAGUCAUACAGAUGAUCCAAGAAGGGAAGAUUCAGGAGGAGGAAAUCUGCUUUGUCUGA
Bacidia gigantensis is the source of this 1920-nucleotide messenger RNA. RefSeq lists its product as uncharacterized. The transcript has a single exon. The record is from RefSeq and is a predicted model, not a curated record. Bases 1 to 1920 code for a protein of 639 amino acids. NCBI's taxonomy places the organism in Eukaryota, Fungi, Ascomycota, Lecanoromycetes, Lecanorales, Ramalinaceae.